Molecule: messenger RNA, 1702 nt
Organism: Antrostomus carolinensis (chuck-will's-widow)
Lineage: Eukaryota; Metazoa; Chordata; Aves; Caprimulgiformes; Caprimulgidae
Product: zinc finger protein ZFAT
Exons: 2
Biological process (GO): regulation of transcription by RNA polymerase II
Cellular component (GO): nucleus
Molecular function (GO): sequence-specific DNA binding; DNA-binding transcription factor activity, RNA polymerase II-specific
Source: RefSeq, a predicted model, not a curated record
GUUGGGUCCAACUCAACUGAAGAUUUUCACAUGUGAAUACUGUAACAAGGUGUUCAAAUUUAAACACUCCCUCCAAGCACAUCUGAGGAUUCAUACAAAUGAAAAACCUUACAAGUGUUCACACUGCAGUUACGCCAGUGCAAUCAAAGCCAACCUUAAUGUUCACAUGCGGAAGCACACGGGGGAGAAGUUUAGCUGUGAUUACUGUACGUUCACUUGUCUCAGCAAAGGCCAUCUCAAAGUCCAUAUUGAAAGGGUUCAUAAGAAAAUCAAGCAGCAUUGUCGCUUCUGCAAAAAGAAAUACUCAGAUGUUAAAAAUUUGAUCAAGCACAUCAAGGAAACGCAUGACCUUCAAGAUAAAAAGGUGAAGGAUGUUUUUGAUGAGCUUCGCUUGAUGACACGAGAGGGCAAAAGGCAACUUCUUUAUGACUGCCAUAUUUGUGAGCGCAAAUUCAAAAAUGAACUUGAUCGAGACCGUCACAUGCUUGUUCAUGGUGAUGAAAGGCCCUUUGCUUGUGAGCUCUGUGGUCAUGGAGCCACUAAAUACCAAGCCCUUGAGCUUCAUGUGCGAAAACACCCGUUUGUAUACGUGUGUUCUGUGUGCCUGAAGAAAUUUGUCAGUUCUGUAAGACUCCGUGCUCACAUCAAAGAUGUGCACACAGAUUUGGAGGAGACUUCUGUUUUUAAUAGCUCUAUUAAUCAGAGUUUCUGCCUGCUUGAGCCGGGAGGGGAUAUCCAGCCAGAAGCCCUGGGUGAACAGCUAGCACAAAGUGCAGAUGAAUUGACUGUCAUGAGCACUGAUGCUGUUAACACACCACAACCAUCUGCUGAUAAAGGUGAAUCAACAGCUACAGAGGUGAACCAUAAUGGUCAACAUAAUGGUGACUUAGAAAUUGAUACAGUCCCUUUGUUAGAAUUUGAAAAUCCUCCAGUGGAGAAUGUAACAGAGACCCUGUGUCAGACAACAGACAUAGCAGUCCCAAACGCUCAAUCCUGUGUAGCAUCAGAUUGCUUUCUGCUGAAAAACGGUACUUCUGGUUGUGAUGAGUUAAAAGUGUCUCCCGCAAAUGAAGAGGAAGUUAAUCACUGCAGUUCUGUAAAUGAGCAGGGUGAAGAAAUUCAGCUUUUACUGUCUGAAGACAGAAGUUUAAAUCCGAGUCAGAACAAUGCAAUGACUGAGAACCUUUCAGUCUCUGAAGAGAGAAAUCAGUCUGUUCCUUCUAGUGAAUCAGAAACAAGCAAUCCCCCAAUUCAGAAUUCAGCAGAAACCACAAACUCUUUGCCAGCACCAGAAGCUAAUGCAGCCGUCAGUCCACCGGCAGCCUCUUCUAAUGCAGUUGUAUCGGACAGUGGGAAUGGAGCUGUUGCUUUUAUGCAGAUCUUGGAUAGCUUGCAGAAGAGACAAAUGAACAUGGAGUUGUGUGAGAGGAUAAGGAAAGUUUAUGGAGACUUGGAAUGUGAAUAUUGUGGCAAGUUGUUUUGGUACCAAGUGCAUUAUGACAUGCAUGUUCGUACUCAUACUCGAGAACAUUUAUAUUACUGCUCCCAGUGCAAUUAUUCUUCCAUCACCAAAAACUGCCUUAAGCGUCACGUCAUUCAGAAACACAGCAAUAUUUUGCUGAAAUGUCCCACAGAACAUUGCGACUACUCUACUCCAGAUAAAUACAAGCUCCAGGCACAUCUUAAAGUUCACACAGAGCUG